This is a messenger RNA of Poecilia latipinna (sailfin molly), 2890 nucleotides long. Its product is annotated as C3a anaphylatoxin chemotactic receptor-like. The record is from RefSeq and is a predicted model, not a curated record. The transcript is spliced from 3 exons. Gene Ontology annotation, molecular function: G protein-coupled receptor activity; complement receptor activity. Gene Ontology annotation, cellular component: plasma membrane. Gene Ontology annotation, biological process: phospholipase C-activating G protein-coupled receptor signaling pathway; complement receptor mediated signaling pathway; positive regulation of cytosolic calcium ion concentration. NCBI's taxonomy places the organism in Eukaryota, Metazoa, Chordata, Actinopteri, Cyprinodontiformes, Poeciliidae. Bases 98 to 1072 code for a protein of 324 amino acids.
GUCACCAGCAGAAGAUUCAGCUGCAGUUCAUUUCACAGGUGCAUUACUUUGGCUUAAAACAAGAGAUUCUACUACAAGAGAGGUUCACAGCAGCAUAAUGUUUGCCAGCACCUCACUGCCUCCCAGCAGUAAAGAUAAUCACAACAAUGUGGAUGCUGAAGCCAUCAUGGAAAACAUCAACACCGUCCUCCUUACACUGACCGUUGUGUUUGGGCUCACAGGGAACUCUGUGGUGAUCUGGGUUGCAGGAUUCAAGCUCAAGCAGAAGGUUACCAACGUGUGGCUGGUGAAUCUGGCAAUAGCCGACCUCAUCUUCUGCGUCACACGAGUUUUCUCCCUGAUCAAGAAGCUCUUCUUCGACCACUGGCCCUUUGGAGAAUAUUUCUGCAGGUUUCACGGCUUCUUUAAAUACGCCAACAUGUUUUGCUCUGUCUUCUUGUUGGCUGUGAUCAGUUUGGACAGGAUGGUCGGUGUGUGGAGGCCUUUCUUCACAAAGCAACGGCGUACCCUGUAUGCUGCGAGAGUGGUGGCAGUUUGUGUCUGGUUCACAGCCAUCCUCUUCAGUAGUCCCUACUUGUUCUACCGUCAAGUCAACAUGGGAGAGAACAACAUGAGCAAAUGUUCUUUUGAGGUGAAGGAGUCGGAGGGGGGAGGCAGCAGCCUCAGACAUGCUCUGUAUUUAAACAGGUUCCUGUGUGGCUUCGUUUUCCCCUUCAUGGUCAUCCUUAUCUGCUACAUCAUGGCUGCCAUCGGCAUCCGACGCACUCGCCUUGUAGGAAAGACACGCCCCCUGCGUAUCCUGGCAUUGCUGGUCAUUGCGUUCUUCUUGUGCUGGGGUCCUUACCACUGUCUGCUCCUUGUGAAGAUGGUGGAUAAAAAGAAUGCAGUGCUGAAAAUCUGGCAUCCUUUGGCCAAUGGCUUUGCCUACUUUAACAGCUGCGUGAACCCGCUGCUGUACUUCUUCAUGGGACUGGAUUUUAAGCCCGAACUGAGAUGGAGUCUAACAGGAAUUUGUAAGAAAGCUCUGACUGAUACUGAUACUGAAGAACAGGUGAACCAAUCAGAUGACUGAAAAAGCAGUGCAUCAAAAUAAAACUUUGUUUGGAGAAAAAACACAAGUCAAAGUGAUUCUCAUUGGUCGCUAGGCUUAGGCUUCCUGAAAAUAUUGCAUACAUUCCAAAUCCUUGUGAGAUGGAGUUGUACAACAUAUUCAAUUCAACUAAAUACUCUGCUCAGCAUCUUACUGUUCACCAAAACAUAUACUUCAAGUUGCUUUUUUUGUGCUUGUGAUUUACAAUGAUGGGAGAAAGUCUGUUGAUGAAAGAAUGAAAAAGCAGAGGGAAGUGAAAGUUUUCAUGGAAGUCCAGUACUAUUUAUGAUUCAGUAUGUUCUGACAAAGGUCAAGAGGAGCAGAUAAAAGGAAGUUCUAAGGAAAGUGAACUGCUUUUUUUUCUUAAGUGUUUUUAUAAGAUUUGGUUUCAUUCGGUGAGCCUUGAAAUGUUGAAAUGAUGCAACUGCUGUUUGUGUCACCAUGCAGAAUGACUUCUGAUCAUGUUAUGCUGCAGCAGAAUACUGAUAGUUUGUGAAACAGUAGAAUGUGUAACUUAAAGCAUUGUUUUGUUAGUUUCUGUAAUUUGUUCAGACAAAUAACUACAUUAUUUUGUAAAUACAAAAAAAAGUGACUUGAAUUGUCUAUUUCUGCCAAUUUUACUGUAAACAUGAUUUUAAAAAAAUGCUGUCCACAUAGCCUUUUUUUUCCAGAUAAAAAUCAUUGCAAAGGUUAAGUAAAUUUUUUGGUGAAUUUGAAAAGGUCAUCCAUGCCUUCAUCCCAACUAUAUUUUUUAUUUUGGCAUUGUCACUGAUUGGCCAACUGCAGCUGAAAACAAGGAGGCUCUUAUUGCUGUAGGGCUGUCAGAUUCUGUCUUAAAUUAACUUGGAUGAUGAAUGUUUUGCUUCCAGGCCUCGGCAGAGAUGAACGACUCCUGAUGAGGUCAUUCAGUUAUUAGUUUUUUGUUCAUGUUGGAGAAGGAAUGCACCUAAAAGUUGUAGCACAGUAGUUCCCAAAAACCUGAGGUAGAGGUCCAUAACAAACACUAAGGAACUGUUGUGAAAUCUGCCUUCUGCUCUGAAAUACAAAGCAAUUGAUUCUCAUGAAGAAUGUGUUGGCUUACACAAACUGUGCCAGCACAAGACAAUGGAACAGUUGACAGAAGAGGUGUUGAAAUCGUACUGCGUUGAAUUUACAUUCUUUCAGUGAUUUUAUUCCAAACCUUCUCAAGACGCAUAUAUUUCUUGGAAUACAGUCAUGUGCAUGUUCAUGCAGCCACAGACAAGGCAGAUAAAAUCACAGCAGUUGGCUUCAGUUUACUCAUGAGAAAUUUUAUUUUCCUUCUUUUACGUGCAAGAAGGAAUUUAUGUGUCACUGAAAAAAAAACUACCUUGUCCAGCAGAUUCAUGCACAUAAAUCUCACCAUGACAUUCCAAUAACUAGGAACUGUGAUGACUUAUUGACUUAUCUUUGUUUUCCGUUUCAAAGAAACCCGACAAUGUGCAUCAAUGCUUUUGCCACUGCAGGGAGGUGGAUGUAUCAUAGACUUUCUUCAAUGGGCAGAAACUGAGAUCUUUUUGUUUUUCUCAUGAGACGUCAAAUAAAAACCACAUGUAGCAGAAUUUAUUCAAGUUAAGUAAAUGCAUUAAUUAUAUUUGUAAACAUUUACCACAUAGUGAAAGCUUAAAAAGUCUCUGAAGUUUUUUGGUUCAAUAAAUUGUGUUGGUUCAAACAAAGUCCUCUUGAAUGUCCAGGUUUGAUUUGUAGAACUCGGACUCCCAGUCUUGUGAUGACAGGUUUUCCUGGGACACGUAGCUUAGGUCUGUAUUGUAGGCCGACUCA